AUGGUCGAAUUUAUUAGUUCAAUGUUCGAUUUUAGGGAAUAUGAAGGGUUUGAUGAAAUAGAAAAAGUACAGUUUCAGUUAAAGUGGAUUUUAACCUCAAUGAUGAUUAUACGAUUACCAAUGUGUUUUAUAUCAUUGGUCAUAAUUGUUGAUACCGCAAUAGAGUUUUUUACAAUAUUCAUAGGUUUUUUAGGAAUUUCUUAUUUAAAAAAAGUUUUUUUAGUUUCGUAUUGCACAUUAUCAGAAAUCAGUUUUUUUUUGUCAUCAUAUGGAAUAUGCAGCUUUCUCAGUGAUGCUCACCCAAAUGAUAUCAUUGUUAUUAUCAAAGUUGGAGGUGGUUUAAAGAUUUUUUUCGUAGUAAUAUUUAUUUUAUGGAAUUUAUUUCAAACUUCAGAAUCAAAACCAUUACUAUUUAGUUUUAGUGCUUCUUCUGAAAGGUUUGAUCCAAAUAGCUCCCCUUCUUCCGAGAAUAGAAUGGUUUAG
Dictyostelium purpureum is the source of this 483-nucleotide messenger RNA. RefSeq lists its product as uncharacterized. Bases 1 to 483 code for a protein of 160 amino acids. Lineage: Eukaryota; Evosea; Eumycetozoa; Dictyosteliales; Dictyosteliaceae. The transcript is spliced from 3 exons. The record is from RefSeq and is a predicted model, not a curated record.